Messenger RNA from Moneuplotes crassus, 1091 nucleotides. The record is from the annotation of a GenBank genome assembly. NCBI's taxonomy places the organism in Eukaryota, Ciliophora, Spirotrichea, Euplotida, Euplotidae.
UAUGUCAUACAGACUUGCAACAUGAAUGCUAAUCCUUCUCUUCGAAAUGUCAAUGGGAUCCGAUUUUAGUAGGAACCUGCUGUCUAGUUCUUCCUCAACUUGCAGAAACUGCCUUUAUUACAUCUCACAGAAGUGGUGCAUCUCCAGAUACAGCAGCUCGAAUCAAGGAGAAUGAUGCUCCACAACUGACUAUUCAGGCUACUGCUACGGUCAAGGUAGCUAUGUUUGCUCUAACGAUGAUGAUAUUGAAGGAACUCCUGGAACCAACAAUAAUGGUGGAUACAUCAUGUGCCCAUCAUACAGCUCAGAUUGUGGAACUUUAAGUAGAUCUUUUUAUUACCAUGGCCAAAGCUCUACUUUUGAAAAAGAUUACAUUCCUUCAAGCGUUGUCUGUGUGUAUCAGGUCACUUCGUCAUCAGCAUAUGCUGAUAGUCUCAAAAUUGAAGUUAAGAAUGCAACAGGAGUUGAUAUCAACGUGUACACUAGCUCGAGCAGUUACAACUAUGACAAGGAAGGUUCCAUGUACUGGAACGAUACCAAGACAGUCUCUCUAUCUACCAGCACUGAUGUCUACAUAAUGGUCCACCCAACCUCUUCAUCCAACGGUGUUGAAAUCGAUGUUGAAUUAGUGGAGCCACACAGCGAAAUAGCAGCAGUGGCCCUAGUGUUUAUUAUCAUCGGCAGCAUUUGCUGCUUUGUGGCUAUUGUGGUCUGCAUUGUCUUUGGCGUUAUAUAUUGUGUUGCUAAAGGAGCUCAAGCUUCCAUUAACAACCAAGGAAGGGCCAACAACAUGGCUGCAGCAGCAGCACUAACGACAUCCCUCCUCCAAUCCUCCAAAACCCUCCCCCUGCUCCAAACCAGCCAGCCUACAUGAUGAAUCCGCGGCAGAUGAUGUAUAUUGAUCCCAAUAUGAACCAGAACAUUGCAUACGAUCCAAAUAACGCAAUGCAGCCACAAAUGGGUAUUCCUUCCAACAACCAGCCAGGAAUGGAGCCCGUUAUGGUGGGUAAGAAACCCAAUCGCGCCAGUCCAACCCCCAGAGAACAAACUUGACUAACUCCCCUAAUAAUUUCUCACAGUUACAAUCCUCA